Messenger RNA from Paramuricea clavata, 583 nucleotides. NCBI's taxonomy places the organism in Eukaryota, Metazoa, Cnidaria, Anthozoa, Malacalcyonacea, Plexauridae. The record is from the annotation of a GenBank genome assembly.
CUGAAAGGAAACCACUAUUUGGUAAUGGUAGAUGGGUUUUCAGGAUUUCCGUUCAUUAAACGUCUGAAAAGUCUUAAAUCGAAAGCCAUUAUCAAUGCAUUGAAAGCCUGGUUUCUGGAUUGGGGAAAUCCCAAAACAAUUAGAUCGGAUGGCGGCCCUCAAUUCCGAAGUGAAUUCGGAAUUUUUUGCGCAGAGAACUGUAUCGUUCACGAGCUAAGUUCCCCUUACAACAGCAGAUCAAACGGGACGGCCGAAGCUGCUGUUAAAAUCGCCAAGAACCUACUCAUAAAAUGCGACGGUAACUGGGAUGAAUUCACCAUGCGCUUGAGGGAAAUGAGAAACAUCCCAAGAGGAGAUGGUAACUGCCCAGCCGAAAUGUUGCUAGGUAGAAAACAACGCGGAUUUUUACCGACAAUAAUGGAAUCGUUCGAUAACCCAAUCACAGAGAAAAAAGAAAAGAAACGAAAUAUUAAAGAAGGAAGGAAAUUAAAACCGUUAUCAAUGAGUGAGAGAGUCCUGAUCCAAAACCCCAUCACGAAGAAGUGGGAUGAAUCCGGCAUUGUCUUGAGCGAAAGAAAACACG